Scleropages formosus (Asian bonytongue) is the source of this 708-nucleotide messenger RNA. It is a transcript of the gene glrx2, whose product is annotated as glutaredoxin 2. NCBI's taxonomy places the organism in Eukaryota, Metazoa, Chordata, Actinopteri, Osteoglossiformes, Osteoglossidae. Bases 177 to 572 code for a protein of 131 amino acids. Gene Ontology annotation, cellular component: mitochondrion. The transcript has 4 exons. The record is from RefSeq and is a predicted model, not a curated record. Gene Ontology annotation, molecular function: protein-disulfide reductase activity.
CAUGAAGAGCUUUAAUUACGGUUUAUGAAAUGUUUGUGAAAGCGACUACAUUGUAUUUCACACGGCGUUUAUUUCAAAGGUCAACAGCUAAUGAAUUUGUCUCCUAGCAUUUCUUUUUAGUGGAAAUUAUAUAUUCGUAAGUAACAAUUUGUUUCCAAGCCAAGCCCAAGCCAAGGAUGGGAAGUUCUUCCUCUACAUCAGGACAUUUGUCCAGCUCUGCUUGCACCCAGUUUGUGCAGGAUGUGAUAUCUAAUAAUUGUGUCGUAAUAUUCUCGAAGACCACCUGUCCAUAUUGUAAAAUGGCCAAGAAUGUGUUCAAUGAAAUAGGGGCCAAAUACAAAGUGAUUGAACUGGAUCAGCACCGUGAUGGUAGGAUGCUUCAGGAAGCAUUGGCACAAAUGACUGGUGCUAGAACGGUACCAAGAGUGUUUGUUAAUGGAAACUGCAUUGGAGGAGGCUCAGAUACAAAAGAACUUCAUAAUCAGGGGAAGUUGGUGCCCCUCAUUGAGCAGUGUUCCACUUGCCCAGUGAAAGUGGAUAAUCAGGACUCGGGCAGUGGACAUUUUAAAUAAAGGCAAUUUUAAAUAACUGAUAUCACCCAUAUAACUGUCUGUGUAAUGUUAUUUAUGGAAAAGUGGUUGUUGGUUAUUGACAUUUCAAAUGUUUUUUUUUUCUGUUUUUGGUCAGGGAUGUCUGUCAUUUCUUACU